Solea senegalensis (Senegalese sole) is the source of this 2222-nucleotide messenger RNA. RefSeq names its product homocysteine-inducible, endoplasmic reticulum stress-inducible, ubiquitin-like domain member 1 (gene herpud1). NCBI's taxonomy places the organism in Eukaryota, Metazoa, Chordata, Actinopteri, Pleuronectiformes, Soleidae. Gene Ontology annotation, biological process: endoplasmic reticulum calcium ion homeostasis; negative regulation of endoplasmic reticulum stress-induced intrinsic apoptotic signaling pathway; ubiquitin-dependent protein catabolic process. The transcript has 8 exons. Gene Ontology annotation, cellular component: endoplasmic reticulum membrane. Gene Ontology annotation, molecular function: transmembrane transporter binding. Bases 356 to 1612 code for a protein of 418 amino acids. The record is from RefSeq and is a predicted model, not a curated record.
AUGGCAGAGGAACUCUUUAGCUGGAACAGUUCGUGGUACUGUGGUCUUUACUAAGCCAUCACUUUUCCAAAAUCUUGUUUAUUUCCGGUUCGGUUCGGUUUUCGUGUGUUUUUGGGCAUUUGUCAACCUGGGUCAAAAUGGCGCCCGAGUGAGACAUCUUUCUCGGUAAACGAUCUUUGUAAACAGUGGCGUUAAUUUACUGCGCAUGCUUAGGCGACACAAGUCCGCGAGCCUCCACGUCUGAGCUCGAGCGCUAUGAGCCAAUCAGAAGCGGCCACCGUGUGUUUGGAAACAACAUUCGUGCGGUUAAAGUUCCGUGUGACGGACAACAAGUGAGGAGAGGAGAACCAGAACCAUGGCCGUGGAAGGUUCUCGACCAAACACGACCCGUCUGCUCAUUAAAUCACCGAACCAGACUCUGAAGGACCACAGCGUCGACGGUGUCCACCUGGACUGGACCGUGAAGGACCUGAAGACGCUGCUGUCCAACGACUACCCGACGAAACCGGCUGUCAGUGAUCAGAGACUCAUCUUCGCUGGUAAACUGUUACCUGAUCAUUUUCUCCUCAGAGACAUUUUCACACAGACAGACUCGGUGAACACUCUGCACCUGGUUUCUGCCUUCAGGAAUCAACAUGGAGUCAGAGCUGAGUCCACAGAGACGGAGCGCUCGCAGAGACUCACAGCAGCGUCUGUGUCCACAUCCAACAUCACAGAGCUGAGACACCGGAGUCACUGGACAUCAUCUUCAUCAUCUGCUGCUGUUCCCAUGUCUCCAUCAUGGAAUCCUGCUGAUACUGCAAGGUGGGGAGCGCCACAGGUGGCUCCGCCCACAUUUCCCAGCCACUCCCUGUACAGUGGUGAGCAGCUGCUGUGGCUGCAGCUGGUCUACGCUCGACAGUUUUACCUGCAGUACCACGCCGCUUUGGCAGCAGCAAACUCCGCCUCCUCUCCACCAGCCUCAGUCUUCGCCCAGUACCCUCCUGUCCCCGCCCACCAAGUCGUCCCCACACCGGCCCCGCAAGCCAACGAGAACCCCGUCGACGACCUGCCGGCCAAUCAGAAUGUGGCGCAGGACAGGGUCUUCAUCGGUGCGGGAGUGGCCAAUCAGAACCUGCGUAUGAACGCGCAGGGCGGAGCCGUGAUGGAGGACGAGGAUGUGGCAGAACACGAUUGGCUGGACUGGUUUUAUUCUGCUGCGAGACUCGGUGUUCUGCUCAUGAUCAUUUACUUCAACUCAAACCUGAGUCGCCUCCUGCUGGUGAUGAGUACGCUACUGCUCCUCUACCUGCACACUGCUGGUUGGUUUCCCUUCAGAAGACCUCAGGCUCAAAGACCUGAUCACCUCCAGCCCCUGGAGGUCCGGCAGAACCAGCAGAACCAGAACAGGAAUCCAGCAGACGUCGCUGACAGACAGGGGGAGGAGGUUGUUGCUGACAGACAGAGGGAGGAGCUUGUUGCUGACAGACAGGGGGAGGAGCUUAUGGUUGCAGGACACGAAGCAACGAUGGCGGUUUUGGUUCCUGCACACCGGACUUCGGUGAUGUGGACGGCCUGGGUUUUCUUCAGAACCUUCUUCUCCUCGCUGAUUCCUGAGGGUCAACACAUUUGACCGAGGGAAGGGGACACAAGGACGGGGACACCAGAGAGACACAUGUGCCAAAAACAUUAUACUUUAUUUGAAAAUGUAUAAUUAUUAAAAACUUGUAUAUUUGUGGAUAAUUUCAGUUCAAUACAAACAUUUAAAUAAAGUUUGAUUUAAAUGUGAAAAUCCACAGAUCAAAGAAAUCAACGAUCACAAGACGACAAAAUGUCAACUUUCAGUUUAAAAACUGAAAAAAGAAGCAAAAACAAAGUUUCACAGAAGCUUGAAAGAAAGUUUGAUCUGUUAAUAAUUGACAAUAACUGCUAAUAAUUGUUAAUAAUUGUCUGUACGUUUCAUCAGACAAACUGAAUCAAACUCAUCAACAGAUUUCAGAAUCAGAAAAUCAUUUUCUGUAAAAUAAUAAAUAUAAAGUUUGUACAUAUUUGUAAACAAAGCACUUUACUUUGAAAAGAUUGAAGUUCUUUCUGUGAUAAAGUUAAAACAACGAUGUUUGAGUCAUGGACGUCAGGUCAGGUGACUUUCUUCCUGUGUUUUUUUUUUUUUGUUUAUGGCCAAAGAUUUGAAAUAAACAUUGAAACCAGGCCCUGUUUCAGGAAGCUGGUUCAACAGACUCUGA